This is a messenger RNA of Colossoma macropomum (tambaqui), 3580 nucleotides long. RefSeq lists its product as uncharacterized. The record is from RefSeq and is a predicted model, not a curated record. Gene Ontology annotation, cellular component: plasma membrane. The transcript is spliced from 22 exons. NCBI's taxonomy places the organism in Eukaryota, Metazoa, Chordata, Actinopteri, Characiformes, Serrasalmidae. The coding region runs from base 38 to 2638 and encodes 866 amino acids. Gene Ontology annotation, molecular function: carbonate dehydratase activity; zinc ion binding.
CUGCCAGAUACCGAGCGGUGAACAUCUCUGCUCAAAGAUGAAAGCCCAGCUAGUCACACUUCUUGCUGCCUGUUUGCUUCCCACUGUUCUGAGUGACGACACCUCAGUAGAGUGGUGUUAUAACUUGCCGUCCUGCAAUUACAUGACUUGGCCAACUACAAUACCCCACCACUGCAGCGGCGACUGUCAGUCUCCCAUCAACAUUGUGACUGCUGACGUCCAGGAGGAUCCCAACCUCACCGCCUUCAAUUUCGCUGGGUUUGAUGAUAACUCCACACUCCUGCAAAUAAAAAACGCAGAUGGAAAGUCAGUGAAGGUGUCCCUGGAUGACAUUAAGAUGAGUGUGUCAGGAGGGGGUCUUCCAGGCCUCUACAUUAGCACACAGUUCCACCUCCACUGGGGCAACGGCAGCUCUUCAGCUGGAUCAGAGCACACAGUGAACGGCAAACGAUAUCCAAUGGAGCUGCACAUAGUAAACAUGAAGUCCACUCUUCCCAACAUGACUGUCGCUCUGCAUGACCCAACAGGAUUGGCUGUUCUUGGUUUCUUCAUUGAAGCAACCAGUGACAGCGAGAAACCAGAGAGUUGGAAGCACUUGACCUCAUUCUUGUCCAAUAUUUCUAACGAAGGUGACGUCUUGGACAUUAUGCACCAGAUCACGAUGGACAGCCUGCUUGAAGGAGUGGACAGAACUAAAUAUUAUCGCUACUUCGGCUCACUGACCACGCCGUCCUGCAACGAAGCCGUGGUGUGGACUGUGUUCAAAGACCCCAUCAAAGUCAGCCAAGAUCUGAUCAACCUCUUCAGCACGUCCGUGUACGUCAACACAACAACAACAACACAGUCUCUGAUCACCAACAACUUCAGAGGAGUUCAGAAACUGAACGGCAGAGCAGUAACGUCCCAGCCUUCAUCAGCAACCACACCUUACCAGGCCCUGUCCCUGACCGCUGCUCUGCUGUACUACAUACUGUGCUGGAGAACACUACCUACUGGAAUGCAUGGUGCCAACAGUAAGGUCUGGUGGUUGCACUACAUCCUGCAAUACCCUGAAUGCCCAUGGACAUAUGCAAGGAUCCUGUUUGUGGACUUCAGCUCGGCGUUCAACACUAUCAUCCCAGAAAUGCUCUUCUCCAGCUUCUCCCAGCUCACUGUAUCCCCGACCAUCUGUCACUUAUGGUAUAUGGACAGUCAGCACUGGUGCUCCUCAAGGGUGUCCACUCUCCCCAUUGCUGUUCUCUCUCUCUACACCAAUGAUUGCACCUCUGAGGACUCAUCUGUUAAACUCCUGAAGUUUGCAGAUGACACUACGGUCAUCAGACUCAUCCAGGAUGCUGAUGAGUCUUCAUAUCAGCUGGAGGUUGAACAGCUGGUGUUCUGGUGCAGUCAAAACAACUUGGAGCCCUGGGUCAACCGUGGAGAUCCUCAAAUUUUUGGCAACUAUCCUCAAAAAGGCCGAGCCGGGGAUGUACUUUCUGCGGCAGAUGAGGAAGUUGGGUUGCCACAGGAGCUGUUAAGUCAGUUCUACACCGCAGUCAUCGAAUCUGUCCUGCGCACAGUCAUCACGGUCUGGUUGGAAUGCAGUGAAGCUGUGGUGUGGACUGUAUUUAAGGACCCUGUCAGUGGGAGCUGUGACCUGGGCCGAAUGCUUCUGAGCACGGAGGUGUCUGCUAGACUACAGAGCUGUCAACAUCUCUGCUCAAAGAUGAAAGCCCAGCUAGUCACACUUCUUGCUGCCUGUCUGCUUCCCACUGUUCUCAGUGAGGGCUCCACUGUGGAGUGGUGUUAUCACCUGCCGUCCUGCAAUUACACCACAUGGCCAACUAAGAUACCCCACCACUGCAGCGGCGACCAUCAGUCUCCCGUCAAUAUUGUGACUGAUAAGGUCCAGGAAGAUCCCAGCCUGACCGCCUUCAGUUUCACUGGGUUUAAUGACAGCUCUGCACUCUUGUAUAUAAAAAACGCAGACGGAAAGUCAGUGACGGUUUCCCUGGAUGACAGUAAGAUGAGCGUGUCAGGAGGGGGUCUUCAAGGCCACUACAAGAGCAAGCAGUUCCACCUCCACUGGGGCAACGGCAGCUCUUCAGCUGGAUCAGAGCACACAGUGAACGGCAAACGAUAUCCAAUGGAGCUGCACAUAGUAAACACGAAGUCCACUCAUCCCAACACGACCGUCGCUCUCGAGGACCCAACAGGAUUGGCUGUUCUUGGUUUCUUCAUUGAAGCAACCAGUGACAGCGGCAAACCGGAGAUGUGGAAGAACCUGACCUCGUUUCUGUUGAAGAUUUCUAGAAAAGGUGACGUGGUGGACAUUAAGAACCAUAUUACGAUGGACAGUCUGCUUCAAGGAGUGGACAGGACUAAAUACUAUCGCUACCUCGGCUCACUGACCACGCCGUCCUGCGACGAAGCCGUGGUGUGGACUGUGUUCAAAGACCCCAUCAAAGUCAGCCAAGAUCUGAUCAACCUCUUCAGCACCACCAUGCACGUCAACACAACAGCCCAGCCUCUGAUCACCAACAACUUCAGAGGAGUUCAGGCACUGAAAGGCAGAGUCAUAAAGUCUCAGCCUUCAUCAGCAACCACACCUUACCAGGCCCUGUCCCUGACCGCUGCUCUGCUGUACUACAUACUAUAGCGUGUUCAAGAAAUGUUAGCUUACGUUAUUAGUUCUUCAGCAUUUAUUCAAGAGGUUAUUCUGCUAAGGACUCUUAUUGUGAAGGCGGGGAUAGUUUUCCCCGAGGUGAUAUGUGUGUGGAGCAGGAAGAGCCGAGACCAGUCGAGAGCUGAGGACUGAGAGAAUCAGGUGUAGCUGAGGCUGUUAGAGAAAAGCUGAGCUUGUGUACGGUGUGGCUGUGGCCGCCAACAGCUGGUUAAUAAAGCACCAUGACUUGUGUUACUAACAGUACAUGAUACAAUACUGUCUUGAAUAUAGUUAAUAUACGAUGACGGGACAGAAUUCAUCUUUGCACAAAGGACAGCAUCUUUAUUUCCACUGAACAGUUCAAUUAAGUUUAAAUUAUUGCUCUGCUUUGAUGAGUGUGUGGACAAAACAUGAGACAUUUGGUGACGUGUUUAUCAUAUAUGCCAUAAGUUGAAUAAAGCUUUUAUUAUAAUUUGUAUCUGCUAGAACUUGAUCUACACUGGCUGUUUCUGACACACCUAAUAUGAUACAUAACUGUAUGCCCCUAUAUUUUAUAGGGGUACAUACGCUAUAUGGCCAAAAGUAUGUGGACACCCUUCCUAGUUAUGGAGUUCAGUUGUUUCAGCCACACCCAUUGCUAACAGGUCAAGCACAUAGCAUACGCAAGGUUAUGGUUAUAUGCUGGGUUAUUGGUUAUAUUCUAGCGUGAGUGAAACGGGGGCCUAGAAUUGAUCUGCCCAUAACAUAGAUGGUAAGACUUAAGGCUCAAAUCGCUGUUGCGGAUUGUGAAUCAGUGACUAAGAAUGUGACGACAAAUUAUGAAGAGAAAUUAAUUUAGCACAGUUUUAAUAAAGUAUAAAAGCUACAAUGUACAGAUUUAUUGUACAGUUCAGGUUCAGUAAAGAUUUGAUGAAUCAAACUUCUUAAUAAAGUUGA